UACUUGUCCUUAACAUCUCGUUCUCAGUUACUGGACUGAUCUAAUUACAUACCACCAACUCACUCAAUACAUCUCACAUAUCAUGACUCGCGCUGUUCCCGAAGUUUCCUCCAAGGUCCAAUGGAUCUCUGAAAUGGAUGUUGAUAUCGAACCCACUGCUGGCAGAAAGUCCAGUGUUAUUGGCACAAUUGGCCCAAACACAAACAGCGUUGAAAUGAUUACCGAGCUCCGUAAUGCUGGUCUCAAUGUUGUCCGUAUGAACUUUUCUCACGGAUCUUACGAGUACCAUCAAUCUGUGAUUGAUAACACUCGCACCAGUUUCGAACUGUACCCCGGCCGUCCUGUCGCCAUUGCCUUGGACAACAAGGGUCCUGAAAUCCGUACUGGUAACAUGAGAGACGGUGAAGAGGUUCCUAUCUCUGCUGGCCACGAGAUGACCUUUAGCACCAAUGAGGAGUUCCAGGACAUCUGUGACGGAGAAGUGAUGUACAUCGACUACAAGAACCUGACCAAGGUUAUCGAGGUCGGCAGAAUCAUCUAUGUCGAUGACGGUGUGCUUUCGUUUGAAGUAUUGGAAGUCGAGGAAGACUCCCUGCGGGUGCGUGCAAUCAACAACGGCAAACUCUGCUCUCACAAGGGUGUCAACUUGCCCGGCACCGACGUCGAUCUGCCUGCUCUGUCCGAAAAGGACAAGGCUGACCUCGAAUUCGGUGUCAAGAACAAGGUCGACAUCGUGUUCGCAUCCUUUGUCAGACGUGGCCAGGACGUCAAGGACAUCAGAGAAGUUCUCGGUGAGGCAGGCAAGCGUAUCCUCGUCAUUGCCAAGAUUGAGAACCACCAGGGUGUAGCAAACUUUGAUGACAUUCUUCAUGAAGCUGAUGGUAUCAUGGUUGCCAGAGGUGAUAUGGGUAUCGAGAUUCCUCUUGAGCGUGUCUUUAUUGCCCAGAAGUCUAUGAUUGCCAAGUGUAACCUGGCCGGAAAGCCUGUAAUCUGUGCCACACAGAUGUUGGAGUCCAUGACAUACAACCCCAGACCCACUCGUGCUGAAGUAUCUGACGUAGCUAACGCUGUUCUUGAUGGUGCUGAUUGCGUGAUGCUUUCUGGCGAGACUGCCAAGGGCAAAUACCCUGUCGAGGCUGUGCGUACUAUGCACGACAUCUGUCUUUUGGCUGAGUCUGUUGUGUGCUACCCUGCCCACUUUAACGAAUUGCGCUCUCUCACAUCUCUGCCCACCGAGACCACCGAGACCGUUGCCUGUGCUGCGGUCAGUGCCGCACAUGAGCAAAAGGCCGGUGCCAUCAUUGUCCUGACAACCUCUGGUGACUCUGCCCGUCUGGUAUCCAAAUACAGACCAUCGGUGCCUAUCAUUGUCAUCACCAGAAAUGCCCAGACCGCCCGCCAGGUCCAUCUCUACCGCGGCUGCUUCCCCUUCCACUACAAAAAGGCCUCUGCCACCCCAGUCACACAGUCCCACUUCUUGUCUCCCUUUGGCGGAAACCUUUCUCACCUCAGCCCUGCCGAGACUGCACCAUGGCAAGAGGAUGUAGAUGCCCGAAUUGUCUGGGGUAUGGAGCAGGCCAUCAAAUACGGCUUGGUACAGCAUGGCCAGUCUAUCGUUGCCAUUCAGGGAUGGAAGAAUGGCUUGGGUAACACCAACACCCUCCGUGUCAUCUAUGCCCCAUAGAUAUAGAUAUCGAUAUAUAACAUAUACUCUAUAUUUAUUUAUUAGCUCAUAUAUACAUAUAUACCACUGAAAAACCAAGAUGAUAUAUCUAUAGUUUUUGUUAUAAAAAAAAAUAAAGUAGCAGAUGAAUAUAAAAAAAAUAUACCAUUAUUUAUAUAUAACAUGUAUAUAAAACCAAUACAAAAUAUCUCGUAUCUUACCU
Molecule: messenger RNA, 1886 nt
Organism: Phycomyces blakesleeanus NRRL 1555(-)
Lineage: Eukaryota; Fungi; Mucoromycota; Mucoromycetes; Mucorales; Phycomycetaceae
Exons: 9
Coding region: 83-1684 (533 amino acids)
Biological process (GO): glycolytic process
Cellular component (GO): cytoplasm
Molecular function (GO): magnesium ion binding; potassium ion binding; pyruvate kinase activity
Source: RefSeq, a predicted model, not a curated record